This is a messenger RNA of Thalassophryne amazonica, 4811 nucleotides long. RefSeq names its product metabotropic glutamate receptor 1-like. Lineage: Eukaryota; Metazoa; Chordata; Actinopteri; Batrachoidiformes; Batrachoididae. Gene Ontology annotation, molecular function: G protein-coupled receptor activity involved in regulation of postsynaptic membrane potential; adenylate cyclase inhibiting G protein-coupled glutamate receptor activity. The transcript is spliced from 11 exons. The coding region runs from base 178 to 3708 and encodes 1176 amino acids. Gene Ontology annotation, cellular component: postsynaptic density membrane. The record is from RefSeq and is a predicted model, not a curated record. Gene Ontology annotation, biological process: G protein-coupled glutamate receptor signaling pathway; regulation of synaptic transmission, glutamatergic.
GGAGACGCAUACACAUGCUUUUUUUUUCUUUUCCUUUUUUUGUCUUGAAGUGCCUGCUGCAGGGCAACAACAGUGAAGGAGCUGAGCUGAGUUGAAGGCUGUUUCUUCCAAAAGAGGAUUGAUGGAUACCCAUGAUAAGCAAGUGGACAUUAUUAUACCUUCCUCACCUGCUGUACAAUGACAAAUAUGAUUUACCUGACUGCAAUAUGCAUUUUGUACUUCCCUGUUUUACUAUUUGAGGCAUUUGCAUUGUCCAAAGGCAAGUAUGUGAAACCAGUGGUGCCCACGUCCGCCUCACGCCUGGUGGCAAGGAUGGAUGGAGACAUAAUUAUUGGUGCCCUCUUUUCUGUUCACCACCAGCCAUCAGCUGAGAAAGUAGCAGAGAGGAAAUGUGGGGAGAUACGUGAGCAGUAUGGUAUCCAACGAGUGGAGGCCAUGUUCCACACCUUGGAUCGGAUUAACUCUGACCCAAACCUGUUACCUAAUAUCACGCUGGGCUGUGAAAUCAGGGACUCCUGCUGGCAUUCAUCAGUGGCUCUGGAGCAGAGUAUUGAGUUCAUUCGAGACUCUCUCAUUUCCAUUCGGGAUGAUAGGGAUGGCUCUAGGUGGUGCAUCGAAGGAGGGGCCUCCAGUCAACCACCACCAACCAAGAAGCCCAUCGUUGGGGUCAUUGGACCAGGCUCGAGUUCAGUGGCAAUUCAAGUCCAAAACCUUCUGCAAUUAUUCAACAUCCCACAGAUUGCAUAUUCUGCAACCAGUAUUGACCUCAGUGACAAGACUUUAUUCAAGUACUUCCUUAGAGUCGUGCCCUCAGACACCCUUCAAGCCAGAGCGCUACUGGACAUUGUGAAACGAUACAACUGGACAUAUGUUUCUGCAGUGCACACAGAGGGUAACUAUGGGGAGAGCGGGAUGGAAGUUUUUAAGGAGCUGGCCUCGCAGGAAGGCCUCUGCAUUGCCCAUUCGGACAAAAUCUACAGCAAUGCUGGUGAGAAGCACUUCGACAGGCUACUGAGGAAGCUGAGGGAGCGUCUGCCCAAAGCUCGAGUCGUGGUCUGCUUCUGUGAAGGCAUGACGGUGCGAGGGCUGCUCAUGGCCAUGAGGCGGCUCGGCGUGGCUGGAGAGUUCCUCCUCAUUGGCAGCGAUGGCUGGGCAGACCGAGUUGAAGUGGUGGAGGGGUAUGAACAUGAGGCUGUGGGCGGCAUCACAGUGAAGCUGCAAUCUGAAGAGGUCUCCUCCUUUGAUAAAUAUUUCCUGAAGCUCAGACUCAGCACCAACACUCGCAAUCCUUGGUUCCCUGAGUUCUGGCAGUACCGGUUUCAGUGCCGCCUCCCCGGGCACCUGCAGGAGAACAUCAAUUAUGCAAGGAACUGCUCAGAGGAUGAUCUAGAACUUCAAGAUGGCUAUGAAAGUCUGGAGGACAACUACGUUCAAGACAGCAAGAUGGGCUUUGUCAUAAACGCCAUUUAUGCCAUGGCUCAUGGAUUGCAUGAUAUGCAGACUCACCUCUGUCCCGGUCAUGUGGGCCUCUGUGAUGCCAUGAAGCCAGUUGAUGGCAGCCACCUGCUGGACUUUCUUCUCAAGACUUCCUUCACUGGUGUUUCUGGAGAGGAAGUAUGGUUUGACGAAAACGGAGAUUCCCCUGGGAGGUAUGAGAUUAUGAAUUUCCAGCAUGCACAGCCAGGUGUCUAUGAUUACAUCAACAUUGGCUCUUGGCAUGAAGGUCUACUCAGUAUUGAUGAUGCAAUGUUACAGAUGAAUCGCAGCGACAUGGUCCGCUCUGUCUGCAGUGAACCCUGCUCCAAAGGAGAGAUCAAGGUGAUAAGGAAGGGCGAAGUGAGUUGCUGUUGGAUCUGCACCGCCUGCAAGGACAAUGAGUACGUGCAGGAUGAGUUCACGUGCAAGGCCUGUGAGCUGGGCUGGUGGCCUGACAAGGAUCUGGAAGGCUGUGAGCCAAUACCCCUACGGUACUUGGAGUGGAGCAAUCCAGAAUCCAUUAUCCAGGUUGUUUUCUCCUGCAUGGGCAUCCUGGUCACAUCAUUUGUUGCCUUUGUCUUUGUCUUGUACCGUGACACGCCCGUGGUCAAAUCCUCAAGCCGGGAGCUCUGCUACAUCAUCUUAGCAGGAAUCUUCCUGGGCUAUCUCUGCCCGUUCACCCUCAUUGCCCGCCCCACUGUGGUCUCCUGCUACCUUCAGAGACUUCUUGUCGGACUCUCAGCUGCCAUGUGCUACUCCGCUCUCGUAACAAAAACCAACCGCAUCGCCCGCAUCCUGGCGGGCAGUAAAAAGAAGAUUUGCACCCGGAAGCCAAGGUUCAUGAGCGCUUGGGCUCAGGUGGUUAUCGCCUUCAUCCUGAUUAGUUUCCAGCUCACACUGGAGGUCACCCUCAUCAUCAUGGAGCCUCCUGAACCUAUAAAAUCCUACCCUAGCAUCAGAGAGGUCUUCCUCAUCUGCAACACCAGCAACCUGGGUGUUGUGGCACCGCUGGGCUACAACGGUUUGCUCAUCAUGAGUUGCACCUAUUACGCCUUCAAGACGCGAAACGUCCCAGCGAAUUUCAAUGAAGCUAAAUACAUUGCCUUUACCAUGUACACCACAUGCAUAAUUUGGUUGGCGUUCGUGCCAAUCUAUUUUGGCAGCAACUACAAAAUCAUCACCACAUCCUUCUCCGUGAGUCUCAGUGUGACUGUGGCUUUGGGCUGUAUGUUCACGCCAAAGAUGUACAUCAUCAUUGCCAAACCGGAGAGAAACGUGCGCAGCGCAUUCACCACAUCUGAUGCUAUUCGCAUGCACGUCGGCGAUGGCAAAAUUGCUUGCCGAAGCAACAGCCUACUCACUAUGUUCAAAAGGAAGAAGAACAGUGGAAAUGGCAGUUCUAAUGGAAAGUCUGUGUCAUGGUCUGAACCAGGUGCAAGACAUCCUCCAAAAGGGGAUCACAUGUGGCACAGAUUGUCAGUUCAUGUGAAGAAACAGGAAUCAGGUUCCAAUCAGUUGGCUGUCAUCAAACCCUUAACUAACACAUUCCAAAGCACAGGCCUGGAUUUCUCAAACCUCAGCACUAAGACUUUGUACAAUGUGACUGAGGAGGAUGAGGAUGAACCUGUCAGGUACAACCCCCCUGUAACACCCCCAAUGAUGGCCCACAGGCAAAUGCCAAUGGGUGGGUUUAUGAAAGAUGUGGAUGAGGAGGUGAGGCGCUAUACAGCCGAGCACCUGCAACAAAAUAGCACCAUCGUGGAUCGCCUCCAUGAGGGGACAGUGACGGGUAAAUUCCAUAGUGACGUCUCUGAGGUAGGCGACAUGAUUAUUAUGUCCGACACCAUGAGCAGCGGCAUGUCUGUGUACCACCAGGCUCACCUCAUCCAGCAGGACCCAGUCCUGCCUGUGCAGCUCAACCUAUUCAAUGAGGAGCCCAUCUCCUCCUUCGAGGACGACGAGGAGAUAGAGAAUGAGCAAUUUAGCCUUCUUCAUGGGUACAUGUACAACAGUUCCCAGAUUCAUGAGGAGGAGGAACUAGUUGAGGCUAAAGUAGCCAUGGGGGACUCUCUGGCUUUGAUGCCUCCCUCUCCUUUCCGAGAUUGCAGCGGUCCACCGGUCAGCCUGUUCCCCGACUCACCCAUGUCUGAAUCGAUUUUGUGCACUUCUCCAAAUGUGACAUACGCCUCUGUCAUCUUCAGAGACUACAAGCAGAGCUCCUCGACUCUGUGAGGGCACGUUAAAUACUAUGAGCUGUAAACUAUUUUCACACUGAUAACGACUUGUGUUGAUGAAUAUAUAAAGGAACAAAAAACCAUCCUGUAGUUUGACACAAACCAUUUUUCUCUCUGUAGUUUUUACGUGAUAAAGGUAAGGAACAAGGCGUCACUUUUUAGAAUGAUUUUCAAUGUUGUCUACAAUAGUGAAAGAACCAACCAAUUAUAAUCAUAUGUUUCUAUAUUCAAAUUAAAGCUAAAUAAACACUUUGUACUUAUGUAUGAGCCAACUGUCUACAUUUACAAAUUAUCCUGUGAAUAGAAUUCAUUUGAUUCAUACAAAACAAAGACCCAAAUCUGUCAACUCAUCUGCUUAAUGGCAAGUAUUUUGUAAUGUCAAACAAUCCAAUUUGUCAGCACCAUUUUUAGAAGAUGUACCUGAUAUUACACAUUGUGUAGUGUGUAUGUACUUUAUCAGAGAGGCUUGGGCUGACAGUGCAUCCGAGUUAUGCUUGAGGAAAUAUAAAGCCAACAUAAUUACUUGUUGGAGAAAACAAACUUGAACUUUUGAAUUUUGGAUUGAUGUAAUACUGCAAUGUGAGUGUACUGACUGUAUUAUGAAUGUAGCAGAGUAUGGGUUCAAGUGCUACAGGUUCCUUUUGUAUGUUUAUCACAUUUGUGUGGUUUUCAAAUGUAUGUUAAAGAACCUCAAAAUUUCUGUCUUUUAUAAUUAUACAUUUGAUUUCAUAAUUUAAUAAUUGUAUGAACUGUUCUCAAAUAUAAUUGACCUAUUUAUUAGUCUGUGAAUGUAUGAAAUGUGUUUAUAUUUUGGUAUUCAGAUAGUAUUUACAUGAAUUACAGUAAUAGAAAUAUCUCAUUACCUGUAUAUGCUUUAAUUGUGUAACUGGUAGUGAACCUCAACCCACUUUCUUAGAUAUUAAGACUUUGACAGCCUAUCAAACCUGUACAAUGUGAUAAAGUGCUGCUAUUCUGAAUAAGCUAUUUGUAGUCUUUUGUAGUCUGGUAUCUACCUUAUGAAUUGUGAUUGCUACUUUAAACAAGCAUUAGUUCUAGAACAUUUGAAGUAUGUUUAUUUGGAGUAAAUUUAAUAUUUUUAUG